Molecule: messenger RNA, 3480 nt
Organism: Exophiala dermatitidis NIH/UT8656
Lineage: Eukaryota; Fungi; Ascomycota; Eurotiomycetes; Chaetothyriales; Herpotrichiellaceae
Exons: 6
Coding region: 387-3326 (979 amino acids)
Source: RefSeq, a predicted model, not a curated record
ACAAUUUCUGAACCAUUUCCUAAUUUGGGGGCGGCUUGCAAACAUUUCACGCCACGCACUUGCGGAAUCUUUUCCUGAUCUGUGUGGUUCGCCGCUUUCCGUCCAUAUCGAUCGUCCUAGUUGUUGCGGCAAAAGAACUCGACAUUGCACGAUAGGUCUACCACAAGUGUUCCGUGUAAGUGGUUAGGGGGUCUUAUAAUUCCUUCACAAGAUUGCCGUCUGAACCGAUUUUGGAAACCGUCGAAACCCUGUGCAUUUUCAUUUGCCGAACCCAACAUCAAUUCCUACCGAUACUGGCCAGGUCGAGAUUUCGUGAUCAAGCUUGUUGGUCUUCCACAACAUCUCCCUCCUUUCAGUCUGAGGGGUAUGAAUCUAGUGCCAAAAGAAUGUUUGACCAACGAUUGGUUGCAUUUUCACGCCAGAGUGCAGCAGGAAAUAGCUCGGUCAGUCUGGUAGGCGCCACGGUGGUGGUAGAUCGCAAUGAAUUUGUGGGGGUUGCCAUUGCCGCCCGGGCUUUGGCAGAUGAUAUAGGCCGGGUCUCAAGGACCAACGCUUGCACAGUAUUGGAGAGAGACGUCAGCGACGGCUUUACAGAUGUACAGCUUGACACAGCUAUCAUCAUUGGUACAACGGCACGCUCCACGCUUUUACAAACUCUUGUGGACAACAACCAAAUCAACGUGGACAGCAUACGAGGCAAAUGGGAAUGCUAUCACAUUACGCAGGUCAAGAGUCCAAGUUGCAUCAAAGGCUGCCGUAAUGCACUGGUCAUCGCCGGAAGUGACAGAAGAGGCGCCAUAUAUGGUGCCUUUACUAUUUGCGAGCAGAUCGGGAUCUCACCAUGGCACUGGUGGGCAGAUGUUCCCGUCAAGAAUCACAAUGAGAUUUAUGCUCUACCAACUACCAUCUCAAGCAAAGAGCCGAGUGUCAAGUACAGAGGCAUUUUCAUCAAUGAUGAAGCGCCCGCACUGACUGGCAUGGUUCGGGAAAAGUUUGGCCGUUAUGGCAAAGAGUUUUAUAGCAAAGUCUUUGACUUGUUGCUCCGCUUGAAGGCAAAUUUCAUGUGGCCUGCCAUGUGGCCUGGCUAUCCUAAUCCUGGGAGUUCUUUCUUUGUAGACGACGCCGAAAACCAGAAAACCGCUCAUGACUACGGCAUUGUCAUGUCCACGUCCCAUCAUGAGCCCAUGCAACGAGCUACGAAUGAAUGGUUCGAAACCCAUCCUGAUGGUAGCUGGUCUUGGGUUGAGAACAAAGAAGAAAUCACCGAGUUCUUCAAGGACGGCCUGACAAGGGCAAAAGGUUUUGACUCAUACUUCACCAUGGGAAUGCGAGGUGAAUAUGACAAGGCGAUGAAGACGGAUGAUCCUGCGGCUGUUGUGAGAGACGUUAUCAAAACUCAACGAUCCCUCAUCAGAGAAAUCUACAGCCAAGACGACGCUGUCCCUCAACUACUGGCUUUAUAUAAAGAAGUGCAGGAAUACUGGGACUCUGGCAAACUCGAUGUCCCAGACGAUGUCACGCUACUCUUCGCAGAUGACAACUUUGGUACCCUCCGACGAUUGCCUUUUGGUGAUGAGGUGAACCGCAAAGGCGGUGCUGGGAUAUAUUAUCAUUUCGAAUAUGUUGGUACACCACGAAGCUACAAGUGGAUAAAUUCAAAUUCGUUAGGCAAGACCUGGCAUCAGCUUCAAGAAGCCUACAGGCGGAAUGCUAGGCAGAUUUGGGUUUUCAAUGUUGGUGACAUUAAGCCAUUGGAAGUGCCCAUCACCUUUGCGAUGUCAUUAGCCUGGGACAUCGACUCGAUUCAAGCAGAUUCAUUCAGUACAUUUUACAAAUCUCUCGCAGAACGUGAAUUUGACUCCGCUCUUGCACCGUCGAUUGCUGAGAUCUGGCGUGAACAUGAUCACCUAGUAUCAAUACGUCGACAUGAGCAUAUUGAGGCCAACAACUUCUCAUUGCUCCACUACGACGAGGCAAACACAAUUGCAUCAAGAUGGCAGGGUCUUCUGAAAACAGCGGAAGAGAGCUAUUCUUCGGCAGUCGCUGAAGCUUACAAGCCUACCUUGUUCGAACUGGUGCUACAUCCUGUCAAAGCCAGCGCCAUUUACACAACGCUGCGGAUCAAGCAGGCACAGAACCAGCUAUGGGCUUCUCAACGACGUAACACAGCAAAUGUUGCAUUCAGAGAGGUGUUGGAUUUGUUCGACGCCGACUUCACGCUCAGCGAGGAAUUCCACAGCUUGCUAGAUGGGAAAUGGAAUUACAUCAUGAGCCAGCCCCAUUACGGCUUCAACGACACUUGGCAUGCUCCGAGCCGGGACAUGAUCAGUGGAUUGUGUUACGUGCAGAGUCGGCAGAACAGCAACCCUGUCGUGGGUCAAAUGGGUGUCGCCGUCGAAGGCCAUGCUGGCGUCCGGCCUGGGGUCUGCAACGAAGAGAGUGAUCGUACUCAUCCCAGCCGUCGGGAUCUUGUCCCAGGAGUUACUCUUGGCGUAAUGCAUCCCUAUGGGGUCCCCAGCCGAUGGUUUGAGAUAUACUCUCGAGGGGCUAUUGCUCUCAGCUGGUCGUGCUCUACACCUUAUGACUGGAUCAAGCUGUCUCAGACUUCGGGUCGUCUUGUUCCCGGACAGCCGGAUGUCCGGGUGUACAUCACCGUCGAUUGGACGAAGGUACCUACAAAUUUCGACGAGGAGGUUUUGAUCGCUGUCAGAUCGCAGGGCGGCAAUUAUGGACCUUACUUGGAUGAUUUUGAGCAAAUUCACCUUCCAGUCAAAUACAGGCAGGUCGAAGCGGACAAGUUCACUGGCUUUGUUGAGACAGACGGGUAUGUUUCAAUCCCAGCAACGGCUCCCAAAACCCUGCCAGAUGACUAUCGCAUUCUACCCGAAAUCGGUCGACUCGGGUCCGGAUCUGUUGCCAUGAAUCCUACAAAGGUCGAAAACGCCACAGAACCAUCUUGUUUGACUUAUGAUGCGUAUGUCUUUGGGAACGAGCAAGAUGCAACAUUGAAUCUGUACUUCAACAUGACGUUGGAUCUGGAUCCAGCUUCAUUGAUGCAGUAUGACGUUGGUAUUGAUGGUGGAACCAUGCAGAGACAUCGUCUUGUGGAAGAUCCAUGCAGACCGGGUGAGCUUCCGCCAGGUUGGUAUCAUGCGGUCCAAGAUUGUGUUUGGCGCCGCAAACAUGCCUUUGGGCUACUCAGCUCUGGCCCUCACAGCAUCAAGAUCCGGUUUUUGCACUCCAACAUCAUUCUAGAGAAAGUGGUUUUGGACCUGGGGGGACUGAAAUCAUCCUACUUAGGUCCGCCUCCCAGCAGGAAGAUCUAAGCAUCUGUAUAUUAGAAGACACAAAAUAUUUAUUCUUUUGGGGCGAGCUGCUGAUCCUGGUGUGGAAGUAUGCCAGUCGACUUGAAGUCGAUCUGGUGGAAUCACCUUAUUGCCUAUCUACUCAAACUCUCGACCAAUUGACUCCCAAAUUUCC